CCCAGGACUCCGGAACCUUCUGCGCCUGGUGACGAAGCACAGCAACCAUCCGCACCGCGACCGCGCUUGAGGCUGAAAAGGCGUAAUGUGUCGACGCACCUCAAUGCGCCCACCCAGCAGUUUCUCGCGUCAGUUGCGGCCGCUGAUGUUCCGAUCCCGAGUGUGGAGGAACCCAGCAUCGCGGACGAGGACAUGAUUGAUACUUUCCCGGAGAUUCACUUGCAGGACUAUGAUGGCAUGGAUAUGUAUCAGCACCUCCGCGCGCGCCAUUUCUCACCUCCCAAGACUCCGGCUGUCGACCUUGGCUCAUCACUAUCCACGACCAAAUACCCAAAUUGGUCCAUUGACUCAUGGAGCGACUCUGACAUGGAGUCCAGUCCCGAAUACGAGUCCAGCAGACCUUCUACGGCAUUUUCAACACAAACCAGUGCCUCUCUGUUCAGUCAAUAUUCACACGCCUCGGAUGACGGCGAUUGCGCGAGUCCGGAGUUGAAUGGCGGGGAUUUCUUCAAACCAGACUUUCGAAAUGACGAGGAACAUAUUCCCAGAGAAAAGACUAGAAGGGCACCAUGGACCAAGGCGAUGAAUACGCACCUAUGGUCGACAUACUUGCUGUAUUUGCAAGACCCCCGCGUCACGCCUGUACGUCUGGGAAAGAGCUGUAUACCGCCCGACGGUGUAUGUGCUCGCGUCGCGCGCGAGGCGAAGCGCAGUUGGAAAGGUGCGAAAGCGCCCACUGCCGGCAACAAAAGCGGAAGCUGCACGCCCACUGCGGAAAGCUCCAAACCAUUCGUGCAAUGGCCCCAUACGUGUGCUGCGACUCGAGCACAUCUUCGCGAACUCUGCAAGUUGAAAGCCAGCUCGAAAUCAGGACGGUCCGCAUACAUGUCUCAAAGCCCUACUCCCUUCAACAAUGCUGCUCAUCGCCGCUGGAACCGAAGGUCUACACCUGCGCGUUCCCCUUCGGUCUUUUCCGCCCAGGGCAUGGCCAUGUCUCUCACGCUCAGCACGUCGGAGGUUAUGCAGCCCCAGGGACCCUUGGCUCAACUCUCGCGUUCUCAGCCCGACCCUCCUCCCUUCCCAGACUUGUCGCCAUUGGCGCCAGAUUCAGAGACGGAUGCAUCGACUUUGGAAGACCUAAGUAGCUCGGAGUGUCCCCGACUUGGUUCUCCAUUCCUCGCACACAGCUAUGGCCCAAGUUCGUCUUCGUCGCUAGCAGCAGGCAUCAGUAUGCGCCGACACUCUCACACGGUCGGUCCUCGCAAGCUUUUGAAGUCACCAGUUCGUCUUACUCGAUCGCGAUCCGGAACGCACUCAGGAACACAGAAACGCAGGUCGAUCAAAGGACUUGAGGGUCAGCCUCGUAAACGCCCCAGCAUCGUGGCUGCUUUGUGGGGCCCCUCGGCAGAGGCCACUGAUGCCGGGGACAAUUCCCGAGCGGGUAUCGUCACCGAGGCUCAAUUCAGCUCUACCAACUCAGCUGCGAUAGAUAGUCUGUUUAUCCCGAGGACUGCCACUACUAUGGCAGAUCCAUUCAUCUCUCCUGGGCCCGAGGCCAAUGAUGCCGCCUUCCUAGCACCAGCCUCGCAGCCAGCCCGCCUAGGAUCGCCUUUCUCGGGUUCGAGCUCAAGCCACUCCUUUCCGAACAGACUGUCGCAAAGUACCAGUUUCAACUUGGCAGCACUGCGUCGACCAUUUGCAACAAUACAGCAGAGUACGGAGGCGAGCUUUGAGACGUCGCCAACUCGGUCAACCCUGGCUUCACGAUUGGUGUAUAUCGAUCAACGACUCAAACAGUUCAGAAACCGUGAAAGUAUUGGCCGCCGAUCUCAGUCGCCAUUGUGA
This is a messenger RNA of Pseudomassariella vexata, 1845 nucleotides long. RefSeq lists its product as uncharacterized. The annotation marks the transcript as partial. NCBI's taxonomy places the organism in Eukaryota, Fungi, Ascomycota, Sordariomycetes, Amphisphaeriales, Pseudomassariaceae. The record is from RefSeq and is a predicted model, not a curated record. The transcript has a single exon.